Molecule: messenger RNA, 2416 nt
Organism: Siniperca chuatsi (mandarin fish)
Lineage: Eukaryota; Metazoa; Chordata; Actinopteri; Centrarchiformes; Sinipercidae
Gene: rnf181
Product: ring finger protein 181
Exons: 6
Coding region: 191-664 (157 amino acids)
Biological process (GO): protein ubiquitination
Cellular component (GO): cytoplasm
Molecular function (GO): ubiquitin protein ligase activity
Source: RefSeq, a predicted model, not a curated record
UAAUGCAACAUUGUUGUUUGCCAACCGCCAAAAGAUUUUCAGAAGAAGAAGGGAAGGGAUCGAUUCGCUACUGUGAUUGGACAAAGAACUACCGGUUAAUAUCGUCCAACCCGGAAGAGUGACAUGUUUAUUGUUGCUAACAUUUCGGGUCUCUUAAUGCAAGGAGGACACACACGUUGGCUGGACCAAAAUGGCAUCCUACUUUGACGAACACGACUGUGAGCCCACCAACCCUGAGGAACAGUAUCGCCAGAAUGCACUACUUGAACUGGCCAGGUCUUUAAUGCAGGGCUUGGACUUAAUUGACUCAGGGGCGUUCGACUUGUCAGACUGGGACCAGCGCCUUCCUCCUCCGGCUGCCAAAACUGCUGUUCAGACCCUCACUGUGGUCAUCAUUUCUCCAGAGCAAGCAGACAAAGGUCUCAAGUGUCCCGUGUGUUUGCUGGAGUUCGAGGAACAAGAGACGGUGCGAGAAAUGCCUUGCAAACACCUUUUCCACUCAGGAUGUAUACUGCCCUGGUUGGGCAAGACUAACUCCUGUCCGCUCUGCCGACUUGAAUUACCAACUGACAAUCCAGAGUAUGAGGAGUUUAAAAAAGAUAAGGAGAGAAGAAAACAGAGAGAGCACAGGCUGGAAGACCUACAUGGAGCCAUGUACACAUGACAUGACAGUGCUGUGGUGCAAGUUUGUGGCAGAGUGGCAACAGUGACAUUUUACUGAAAACUUCAGGAAAUGCAUAUUGCUGCGUUCAUGCCAUUUCGAACAGAAUGUAAUUUUUCAAGCAUGGGGGCGGGAAGUAACGACUCAUAUUUGUAGUUACGAGGCAGAAAUAUCAGGAAUGUCUGACAUCUAAGAUAUGUCCCAAGAAUUACAGAACUAUCAAGAAAUCAUUGGCAAAAUGGCUGCAAAGCCACCAUCACUGGCAACGCCAUCUAAAUAAAAUCCAAUAUUACAAAUAUGUAACACAAUAAAGAUAGCUCAUUUAGGCUUCAUUUCUAUUUUAUAUGGUGUGACCACAAGGCUAGCAAUAGUUGUAACCAUACUCUAAUAAUGUGUGACCGUUCCUGUUCUUUUCAUUCAUUUGACAUGGCUUGAACGCAGCAUAUGCAACAGGGUCAUUGAAAACUGAAAAUGCUUGUCUCUAAGUUGGAUAAAGGCUGUUUUCUCACUAGUUAGGAUGAAUAUAUUUUAAGAUGAGUAUGCUGUUGACAGCAGCACUGAAGCACUAAAGUAUUUCAGUUCAGUCUCUUUAUUCCUUUUUUAUAUAAAUGUAUGAGCUUUAAACGCAUAAAAACGCUGUUCAGCAGUGUUUGUCUAAUUAAUAUGAAUAGGAAUAUAUUUUAAUCAGUGACUCAUUUUUUGUUAUUGUUUUCCCACAAAUGUUUAAAUGUUAAAAUAUGAUUUUUAAUUUUAAAGUGCACUCCAGCAAUGUAGUAUACACUUUCAUUAAUUCUGGGUACUCAUUAAAGAUGGAUCGAAAGAACAAAAUGUCAAAAUGAAAGCAGCAGAGGCUGAGAUGUCCUGAGUCCCUAGUAUGGCUCAACCUCCAAAGAUGCUGGAUCCUGCACUUCUCAUUAUGCAUUUUUAUGUUAAACCCACAUCUUCAAACUCCACGCCCCCAGUGUAACACAGGCUGUCUGUAAAUUUGUAGUCUCCAAGCCAAAGGAAGAAUUUUCCACUGGUUGUAGUACUCCUCAUGCUGAGUAAACUGACCUUUAUGUGUAAAAUUGGUUUCUGCCAAGUUAAAGAGUUCCUCUUUAACUUGUCCCAUGUUGUUGUUUAGAUGUUUGAGAAAGCAUCUCCUCUCUUCUGGCCUAGGCAGAUGAACAAUUAUUAACAUAACCAGUGUGGUCUGAAUUGGUUUUGAUGCUUCUACAUCACAUGGCAGUCCCUUAUUAUAAUUAACUUAUACUGCUUCCAUACGACAGGAGUAAUCUGCGAAAACCCAUGUGUUAACACACAGUUUUGGACCUGAACCUCUGCUGACUCUGCUCAGCUUGGUGUGAUUUUGUAUGUAUGCAUGUUAGCCAUUCUUUAUAUCAGCUGCUCUGCCCAAAAUUGUUUAUGUCUGCUUGCAAAUAAAUAGAGCUGCUUUUUAUAUAAAGAAACAACCACCCAAAGACUAUUAACCAUACUUACAGGCUGGUACUAAUACUAUUCCACACUGUCUAUAUAAGUACUGUAUAACUAUGAUGUCAUUUUGCUGUGUGUUUUAAGCAGCAACUUACUGAAAAGGUUGCUGUUUAUAAGGAAACAAAGGCAAUUUUUCUGUUUAAAGAACAGCCCAUGCAAAACAUCUGCGAAUAAUUUAUCAUUUUUAUUUCAUAUUUGAAUAUAAAUCUCUGUCAAAUGAAAAUACCUAAAUGAUAGACAAAUCAUACAUAUUUACAGAAUUUAUAAAAGGAAACAAAAUCA